CGGGCCGCCGUUCGAGAAUAUAUAUAUAGCGAUUCGAUAGUAUCGCGCUUACGUGAACUCUGCACUCAUCGAGCUACACUGCGUGUAGAUACGCGAUACGGGAUACGGGGUGUAAUUCGCGAUAAUUCGCGCGUAUCACGGUGUGGUUCGAUUAUUCAGAAAGUCGACGAAGCUCUUUUCAUUUCUUCUCGAGGAUUUCGUGAUCAUCCUGAGCAUUGCGCGCGGGAAUUGCGCUUAUGAUUGGCCGAUGGAUCAGUACGCGAAGGAAGGUGCAUCCGAGUAUUCAUCGGUGAUCUGCAAAGGAAAAGCCAUCGAGGAUGAGCCAUGCGAAGGUACAAGAAGAUCAUUACGGACAUAAUAAACUCCGUCAUAGAAAAUUAGAGAAGAGCAGCCCAUCACCAAACAAAAUGGUGGGAUUGGGCAGUGAUGAGCUAUUCAUUUCCAACAUUGCCGAUGUUAAUAAUAUGGAAUUGGAAAUCAAUUCUGAGGAUGAGAGCGAUGAAAACGAGAGGGGCGAUAUACAGCGACUGAUUCCGUCGCCGGUGAACAGUGAGAACGUCGUAUUUAGCAUCGGUAAAAAGGACCAAAGGAACGAGACGGAAAAUGCAGACGAUGAAAGCGUCUGGUCUAUAUCCAUCCAGAUGUUCAUACCUUUUCUACUUGCCGGCUUUGGCAUGGUUGCCGCUAGCUUACUGUUAGACGUAGUACAGCAUUGGCCAGUAUAUCAGGUGGUAUCCGAAGUAUAUAUAUUAGUUCCUGCGCUAUUGGGAUUGAAAGGAAAUCUGGAGAUGACAUUGGCCUCCAGAUUGUCGACUCAGGCUAAUUUAGGACAAAUGGAUACGAAAAAGCAGCAAUGGACAUUGAUCGUUGGAAAUUUAGCCCUAAUCCAAUGUCAGGCUAUGGUAGUGGGUCUUCUGGCGUCUUUGGCGGCCGUGAUUCUGGGUUGGGUCCCGGAAGCUCACUUCGAUAUACAUCACGGACUCUUGUUAUGCGCCAGUGCUUUGGUCACCGCUUCCGUAGCCAGUUUUCUGUUAGGCCUCGUGAUGGUCGCAGUCAUAUUGCUGUCACGACGAAUGAACAUCAAUCCUGACAACGUAGCUACCCCAAUCGCGGCCUCCUUAGGGGAUUUAACUACUUUAGCUCUUUUAUCCUGGAUCGCUUCUUUAUUGUACAACGCGAUAGGUUAUGCCCCAUGGGUAGCCCCAACAUUGAUAGCAUUUUGUAUAUUUGUAACUCCUGUUUGGGGUUAUAUAGCAGCUAGAAAUCCAUUUACUAAAGAAGUAUUGGAUUAUGGCUGGACGCCUGUGAUAUCCGCGAUGUUAAUUAGCAGUCUCGGUGGAUUAAUUUUGGAUUACACCAUAUCGAGCUACAAAGGCAUAGCGGUUUUUCAAUUAGUAAUUAAUGGCGUUGGGGGAAACUUGGUCGCCGUCCAGGCUAGUAGAAUAUCAACGUCUCUACAUAAAGAUUGUCACAUAGGUGUUCAAGGAACUCUUAACGUUUGUAUUAGUCCUUUCCAUGCGUUCUUUGCUAAAGGAGGACACGCGAGAACAGCCAGAGUAUUGCUAAUGAUGGUAAUACCAGGACACUUGAUUUUUAGUUAUACUAUUAGUUAUCUUCAGGCGGGACAUACUUCGUUUACACCAAUAUUUAUUACAAUAUAUUUAAUCGCUGCAAUGAUGCAGGUAAUUCUGUUAUUAUAUAUUGCGCAAUUAAUGGUUGUUUGGAUGUGGACAAGAGGUAUGGAUCCAGACAGUUCCGCAAUACCAUACUUGACAGCGGCAGGUGAUCUUAUAGGAACUGCCUUGCUUGGAAUUGCCUUCCAUAUCCUUUAUGCCAUAGGCGAUGGCGACUCUGAUGUAGGAGAUUGAUUGGUAAAGUUUAUAGAAUGCUCUGAAUUUUUUAUAAUGCACAGAUUGUAAACUUUGGAAUGAUUUUGAAAGAUCGGAAGUCUAAUUUAAAUUAGCAAAUUGCGAUGCAUAAUAUCAAUUGUGAGAUUUCGAGAUUAUCAGUGAUUAUCACUAUCACAUUGUAGCGACUUUUAUUUUCGAAAACUCUGUUUGACAUCUCUUUAUAUGAAAAGAAUAUGUUAAGAGUACAAAUUAAAUUAAGCAUAUAUCCGUUAAGGUAUUCUAAAUGC
Messenger RNA from Pogonomyrmex barbatus (red harvester ant), 2137 nucleotides. RefSeq names its product solute carrier family 41 member 1-like. Lineage: Eukaryota; Metazoa; Arthropoda; Insecta; Hymenoptera; Formicidae. Gene Ontology annotation, cellular component: plasma membrane. Gene Ontology annotation, molecular function: monoatomic cation transmembrane transporter activity. The record is from RefSeq and is a predicted model, not a curated record. Gene Ontology annotation, biological process: monoatomic cation transport.